CGAGUACUAGGGGAAGGGUAAGGAAGACCAGGACGACAGGGAAAGAAAAGGUGAAGGCGGCGAGCGCCGCGGCGGGGUCUCCCCAGGAGGAGGAAGUGAACAGCGGUUCCUCCCGCGAGGACUCGAGGGCAGUCGGUGAAGGCGUAGGCCGCCGCUGCAGUGGCGCCCGGGACAGAGUCCGGGGAGACGGCGGUCGCCAUCGCUGCGGCGCUAGGGUCAGGGUGAGGGGAGGCCGCGGCUUCUGCGGCGGUGGCCUGGACUUAGGCGAAGCCGGUGGCCCGCGCAGUGGCGACUCCGGGGGCGCAGCCGGAGGAGGCUGUGUCCUGCGCCCCUCCGGCUCCUGGGACCGGGUCGGUGCAGUCCACGGGCCCCGGACCAGCGCCUGCGCGGACGGGGCCGGCGGCGGCCGCCUCAGUGGUUCUCUGGAGAGAGAGAGUGUGGAUGGCAGCCACGGCCGCAGCAGCCCUUGGGACGGAGUGAGCGAAGACCCUGGCUACGCGGCCAGCGACUCCUCGGGAGUGAGCGAGCGCGACGCCCGCUGCGCCGCCGGCUGCUGGGAGCGAGAGAGUGAGGACGCGGCGGGCUCCGGCGCCGGGGGCGCUUGGGAGACAGCGAGCAGCGGGAGCCGCGGGCCGCGUCCCGGGGACGACGGCGACGACGAGGACGAGGACGAGGACGGCCGCUGCCGCUGCGGUGGCUCCCGGGUGGACGUGAGUGAGCACAGCCCCCGCAGCAGGGGCCUGGACUCGGCUCCGCUUGCCAUGCCCGGGGUGGCCACCUCGGGCCCCACCGCUUCCCCCAGGGAGACUGCAAACUCGUGUUCCAGGAAGAAGGUGCAUCUUGGUAGCAUCCAUGAUGCAGUACGAGCUGGAGAUAUAAAGCAGCUUUCAGAGAUAGUGGAAAGUGGAGCCAACAUUAAUGAAGUUGAUAUUCUCCAUAAAUUUACCCCUUUACAUUGGGCAGCACAUUCUGGAAGUUUAGAGUGUCUUCAUUGGCUGCUCUGGCAUGGAGCUGAUAUCACACAAGUAACUACAAGAGGCUGGACUGCAGCUCACAUAGCUGCAAUCAGGGGUCAAGAUGCUUGCAUGCAGGCUCUUAUAGUCAAUGGUGCAAAUCUGGCAGCUCAAGAUCAUCGUGGAUGCACUCCUUUACACCUUGCUGCAACUCAUGGUCAUUCUUUCACUUUACAAAUAAUGCUCCGAAGUGGAGUGGAUCCCAGCGUGACUGAUAAGAGGGAUUGGAAACCUGUACAUUAUGCAGCUUUUCAUGGGCGGCUGGGCUGUUUACAGCUUCUCGUCAGAUGGGGAUGUGGCACUGAAGAUGUGGACUUCAAUGGAAAUCUUCCAGUUCACUUAGCAGCCAUGGAAGGCCACCUUCACUGUUUCAAAUUCCUACUCAGUAGAAUGAGCAAUAGCAUACAAGCUUUAAAAGCCUUCAAUGACAAUGGAGAAAAUGUAGUGGACCUGGCCCAGAGGUUCUUCAAGCAAAACAUUUUACAGUUUAUCGAAGGGGCUGCAUGGGAAGGAAAUAACCCACAAGAUCAGGAAACUUUAGCAUUUCCAGGUCAUGUGGCUGCCUAUAAGGGUGAUUUGGAAACACUUAAGAAGUUAUUAGAAGAUGGCAUAAUCAAUUUUAAUGAGCGUGAUGAUAAUGGAUCAACUCCAAUGCAUAAAGCUGCUGGACAAGGCCACAUAGAGUGUUUGCAGUGGCUAAUUAAAAUGGGAGCAGACAACAAUAUUACCAACAAAGCAGGGGAGAGACCCAGUGAUGUGGCUAAGAGAUUUGCCCAUUUGGCAGCAGUAAAACUACUAGAAGGGGUACAGAAAUAUGAUAUCGAUGAUGAAGAUGAAAUUGAUGAAAAUGAUACGAAGUUCUUUAUGAGGCAUGGCGUUGAGGGGAGCACUGAUGCCAAGGAAGACCUAUGUUUGAGUGAGUUGGAUAAAACAGAUGCCAGAAAGAGAGCUUAUAAGAAGAUCACAGAAUUGAGACACCUCCUGAAAAUUGCUGAGAGCAACUACAAACAUUUGGGUGGGAUAACAGAAGAGGAUCUAAAGCAGAAGAAAGAACAGCUUGAGUCUGAAAAGAUCAUUAAAGAGCUGCAAGGCCAGCUAGAAUAUGAACGACUACGUAGAGAAAAAUUAGAAUGUCAACUAGAUGAGUAUCGGGCGGAGGUGGACCACCUCAGAGAAACAAUAGAGAAAAUUCAGGUCCCUACCUCAGUGACUUCGGAAGAUGACUCAGGUGAGCCCAGCAAAGAGAAGAAGCAAGUGAAGAAAAAGAUGUCUUCUCGGGGGAUGUUUGUAAGAAGGUUCUAAUCAGUGAAACACAGCUGUGGCUGAUAUAUUCAACCCAGUAUCAACUAGUAAGUGUGGCUGAUAUAUUCAACCUUGUAUCAACGGAUAACCAGACAAGU
Chinchilla lanigera (long-tailed chinchilla) is the source of this 2413-nucleotide messenger RNA. RefSeq names its product ankyrin repeat domain 42 (gene Ankrd42). The record is from RefSeq and is a predicted model, not a curated record. The coding region runs from base 762 to 2315 and encodes 517 amino acids. Gene Ontology annotation, molecular function: protein binding. The transcript is spliced from 13 exons. Lineage: Eukaryota; Metazoa; Chordata; Mammalia; Rodentia; Chinchillidae.